This is a messenger RNA of Epinephelus lanceolatus (giant grouper), 2408 nucleotides long. RefSeq names its product CWF19 like cell cycle control factor 1 (gene cwf19l1). Gene Ontology annotation, cellular component: post-mRNA release spliceosomal complex. Lineage: Eukaryota; Metazoa; Chordata; Actinopteri; Perciformes; Serranidae. Gene Ontology annotation, biological process: mRNA splicing, via spliceosome. The record is from RefSeq and is a predicted model, not a curated record. Gene Ontology annotation, molecular function: RNA lariat debranching enzyme activator activity.
GUUGUUUCCAUCGGACCACUUUUAGCGACGAACCAAAUGUUCAAGCUACAAAAAUCCAAAUGUUGACUUUUUAACAAUUGAAGAUAAAAUUGAGAGAAAACAUGGCGGAACAACCGGUCAGAGUUCUGGCGUGUGGAGAUGUAGAAGGCCGACUGAACGCUCUGUUCAACCGAGUCCAGACCAUCCAGAAGAAGACGGGACAGUUUGAUCUGCUGCUGUGUGUCGGAGAGUUUUUCGGGACGACCCCGGAGGCUGAGGCCGAGUGGCAGCAGUACAAAACUGGAGCCAAGAAAGCUCCCAUCCACACCUACAUCCUCGGCGCAGCGAGCCAGGAGACGGUGAAGAGUUUCCCCAGCGCUGACGGCUGCGAGCUGGCUGAGAACAUCACGUAUCUGGGUCGUCGCGGUGUGUUCACGGGCGUGUCGGGGUUACAGAUCGCCUACGUCAGCGGCAGAGAGGCCCUGCAGGAGCCGGCCCCCGCUCACUGCUUCACGUCCAAAGACCUGUCGGCCCUCGUGGCCCCGCUGACCAGCAGCUCCAAGUUCAGAGGGGUCGACAUCCUGCUGACGUCACAGUGGCCCCGAGGAGUGUCGCAAUACGGAAACACCUCGGAAGUGAACACAAAGUCAUGUGGGAGCAGCUCCGUCGCCAACCUCGCCGACAAACUGAAACCACGAUAUCACUUCGCUGCACUGGAGGGCGCUCACUAUGAGAGACUCCCGUACAGGAAUCAUGUCGUCCUCCAGGAAAAUGCGCAGCACGUCAGUCGCUUCAUCGCCCUGGCAACCGUCAACAACCCCGCCAAGAAGAAGUAUCUGUAUGCCUUCAACAUCAUCCCCAUGAAGACGAUGGAUCCCACAGAGCUGGUGAAGCAGCCGCAGGACGUCACAGAGAACCCGUACAGAUCCUCCGCGAAGGACAAGACGGACAAACUGAAGACAAGUUUCAACACCACAGAGGAGGAGGAGCCGUCCCAUCAGUUCUUCUUCGACCUGAGCAAGAAGCAGGGCGGAGGUUUCCGAGGCCGCGGCAGGAAGAGACACUCGGACGGAGACGGACGAGGACGAGACCAGCAGCAUGAGGCGGGAGACGGACGUCAUCAGGGACAACCCAAACAGCCCCGCAGACACCCUCAGCCGUCUGGUCCCUGCUGGUUCUGUCUGGCGAGUCCUCAAGUGGAGAAACACCUGGUCAUCAGCAUCGGAUCACACUGUUACCUGGCUCUGGCUAAAGGCGGCCUGACUCCUCAGCACCUGCUGAUCCUCCCCAUCGGUCACUACCAGUCUGUGGUGGAGCUGAGCUCAGAGGUGGUGGAGGAGAUGGAGAAGUACAAGUCGGCGCUCAGGAGCUUCUACAAGAGCAGAGGAGAGCGCUGCGUGCUGUUUGAGAGGAAUUACAGGAGCCAGCACCUGCAGCUACAGGUGGUCCCGGUGCCGUUGGACCGCUGCGCCACAGAGGACAUCAAGGAGGCGUUCAUGGUCCAGGCUCAGGAGCAACAGAUGGAGCUGAUGGAGAUCCCUCAACACACCGACCUCAAACAGAUUGCUCCUCCAGGGACUCCGUACUUCUACGUGGAGUUGGAUUCAGGGGACAAACUCUAUUACCGCAUCCAGAAACAUUUCCCUCUGCAGUUUGGAAGGGAGGUGCUGGCCAGCGAGGCGGUGCUGAACAUCCCGACUCGAGCCGACUGGAGGGAGUGUAAACAGAGCAGAGAGGAGGAGGAGGAGAGCUGCAAACAGCUGAGAGACGACUUCCAGCCGUUCGACUUCGCCUGGGAGGACUAACACACACACACACACACACACACACACACACAUUUUCUACAACAUCUCCUCCCUAAUCUGUUAAAGGAACAGUUUGUUUAUCCCUCUGUUGGUGGAGGACGGAGUUAGAUAAGAUAAACCCAACUCAAACUCCACCCAGAAACCAGUUAGCUUAGCUUAGCAUAAAGACUGGAAACAGGUAGAAACAGCUAGCCUGGCUCUGUUUACAGGCAACUAAACAACACUCUACCAACACGUCUCAAACUAAUAAUUGACUCCAUAUAUCUAUCAGUGAGCGUUAGAGAAGCUUGGAGAUGGAUUUUGUUGCCUUUGGACAGAACCACACUCGCUGUUUCCUGUCUGUAUGCUAAGCUAAGCUAACCAGCUGCUGACACCAGCUACAUCUGCACCACACAGACACGAGAGUGAGAGAGUGGGAUCAAAUCCUCUCAUUUAAAUCUCAACGACUGUCAAACUGUUCCUUUAAAUCAGAUCAAAUCUGUGUGUCUUUGUUUGUUUUCAUGUCAUUACAAAAAGAGAAGAUCAUGUUCCUGUUUGUGCUCCUUCACAAUAAAAGCUGAAGUCCACACAGACUGAAGCUAAAAAAAUGUUUUGUCAAUAUAAAUAAAACAGUGUACCAUCAAA